Messenger RNA from Zeugodacus cucurbitae (melon fly), 4121 nucleotides. RefSeq names its product calcineurin subunit B type 1. Bases 363 to 875 code for a protein of 170 amino acids. The transcript is spliced from 4 exons. The record is from RefSeq and is a predicted model, not a curated record. Lineage: Eukaryota; Metazoa; Arthropoda; Insecta; Diptera; Tephritidae. Gene Ontology annotation, molecular function: calcium ion binding; calcium-dependent protein serine/threonine phosphatase regulator activity.
UAAUGUGUGUGUAUAACUUCAUAUCGAACGAAGCAGCAACGGAAUAAGCGAAAGCAAAAUUUCUGAAUUUAUAAAUGGAAAAAGUCUAGGAUUUUUGGCAAAUUAAAGUGAAAUUAUAUUAACAAACCCAAAAUUCCUGUAAAUCCGUUGUUGAAUUUAUAAAAGAAAGUGCAAAAAGGACUCGCCCAAAAUUUCGCAGUGCAAAAAAGGAAAUAAAGACUGCAGUACGAAAAAGUGUGAAGAAAUAGACGAGAGAAGCAGAAAAUAACCAACAACCCAGGGUGUAAAAAGUGAAAAUAUACAUUUACGUUUAAUAAAUAUCUGCAUAUCUUUUGAGAAACACAGUAAUAACAGCGUAAAAAAUGGGUAAUGAAACCUCUUUGCCCAUGGAGAUGUGCUCCAACUUUGAUGCCGAUGAGAUCAGACGUUUAGGCAAACGUUUCCGCAAACUCGAUUUAGAUAAUUCGGGUGCACUGAGCGUCGAUGAAUUCAUGUCACUACCUGAAUUGCAGCAAAAUCCGUUGGUGCAGCGCGUCAUCGAUAUUUUUGAUGCGGACGGUAAUGGUGAGGUCGAUUUCAAAGAGUUCAUACAAGGCGUCUCACAGUUCAGUGUCAAAGGCGAUAAAUUAUCAAAAUUGCGUUUCGCCUUCCGCAUCUACGACAUGGAUAAUGAUGGUUACAUAUCGAAUGGUGAACUUUUUCAAGUGUUAAAAAUGAUGGUGGGCAAUAAUCUGAAAGACACACAAUUACAGCAAAUUGUUGAUAAAACUAUUUGCUUUGCCGACAAAGAUGAGGAUGGUAAAAUCUCCUUCGACGAGUUUUGCUCCGUGGUCGGUAACACAGAUAUACACAAAAAAAUGGUUGUUGACGUUUAAGGUCGCUUUCUGAAGAACACUAUUAAUGCUACACUUUAUAUAAUACCAAUAUAUAUUUUAUAUAAAUUUAAACAUUUGUACUUUGGAAACUAUUUUAAAUUGUUCUUAUUAAUUGUUUUGUUAAAUCUCGAAAUAAUUGUAAACACACACACACACUUUAUUAUGCAUAUUAUUAUUUUGAACAUAGUUUGGUUUGGAAUCCUUUUUAAAGUUUCUUAAAGAAUAUUAUACCGUGCUUUAAAACAGUUGGCUCAAAAACCAAAAAUUAAGCUUUGUUAACAACAAAAACAAAAAUGUUAAUAAAUAUAGCAAUGAAGGCAUUAAAAAGAGCACCAUAUACAUAUAUAUAAAUAGAGUAUAAUUUUAAUUAAAAAUUCAUUAACUAAAGCAAAUCAUAGUGUAUACAGCAAAUAAAAGCAUUACAAACUUCUGGAAAAAAAAAACCCGUAAAAUGCGACACGAAAAUUUAACUUGAUAGGUUAUAAAAAAAAACUAAAACUGAGCAUAAUUACUUAUUUCUAAAUAUUAGUCAAACUUCAUAAGUUAAAAAGGGUUACGCUAACGAAAGGUUCAAUAACAUGAACAAGCACAUAUGCUACAACCAACAACAUACAUAUUGUAAUAAAUAACAUACAAACACACAUAUAUGUAUAAUGCAUGCAAAGACAAAAAAAAACAUUGUAUCGUCUAUUAAGUUGCACCAAGCGCAAUUGAAGUUAUGAGGAUGCUAAUAAAAAUGUGCAAUAUGUUAAACAUGUAAUUUAUUAGCGAAAUUUCAAUGAACCAAAUUUAUAAUUUAUGAUUAUUAAAACUAUUUAUGAUAUAUAAAACUGCAAUAGAUUUUGAAAUUGUUUUCGCACCUUUAGCCAACUCAUUUUACAAUACAUUUAUAUUUUUACAAAGCUAGCUAGUCAAAUACAUUUCUGUUAUUAGAAAGAAGAAAAUACUAAGUAACGUUUAAACUUGCAGUUGCAUAUAGGACAAAACACAUACAUCACAGCGCCACUAAGAAAUUCGGAACAAUUCAAUGAGUUAUAAAAAUUUUAAUAUUUUUAUUUUUUUUAUGCAACGUAAAUUACAAAUUUUGUUUUUGUUCAACAAUUUCUUUUUGUGCCAUGAUAAUAUUUGCAAAUUAGUUAUAUAUUUCAUUAAUUUAUUAAUGAUUAUAUAUUAUAUAAUAUAUUUCAUGAAUUUGUGUCAAACCUCGCACAGUGAACAGGAAGCUGCGUGUAUUUAAUUUGAUAAUAUUUGCGUAAAAUGCUUUACUUUUUUGCUUUAAAACAGUACUUUUAAAGUGUUAGAUUUUUAAUUCGUUUACUAAUUUUUUUGUUUUUGUAAUUUAAUUACCGUAAUAAUAUUGUUUAAAACAAUUUUCCGUAAUAUUAAAUAUUUUUUUUUUAUAUUUUCCGUUUAUUGUUUUGAAACCCACAUUAUUUGUUAACAAAUUCUGUAUGACCAUUAUGUGCUUUAUUGUUUUGUUAGCUAAAAAUAUAUUUGUAAAGAAAUUAGUUUCUUUUUCAAAUUGAUAAAACUUUAAAUUAUUAAAAAAUCAAUUCAUAGCAAAAGUGGAAAAAGCGAAGGCGAAGUUACGCAUUAAGCGUAAAAAAAAACGAAAAUAACACAAUCUCUUGCAAUAUUAUAUGAAUAUUAUAUAUAGAUAAUGAAAAAAAAAAAGAAUUUAAAAGCAAAUAAAAUACUUACUGAACAACAUCUUUUUAGCUUUUGUUAAGUACAUACAUACUUUGUAGCGAAUAUAUAAUUAAUAUAAGCGCUAAAAUGGCAAUUUGCAACAAGUCUUUUAUGGAGUUUAAUAGAAACACAAAAAACAAAAUACAAAAACAACAUGUAAGAAAUGUAAUUGCCAUAAUUUUUUCUUAAUGCAAAUGGAAUUAGAUAAAGAUAUAAUAAAUUGUAGCAAAAUAAACAAAUUUCUAAAACUAAGAUAUUAUCAACAAAAAAAACUAAAAUGUGAAAUUUUCAAAACCUGCAUGUUUUUAACAUAUAUAUUAUACAUAUGUAUAUCAUUCAGCGCCAUAUUACGUGUAUGACGUGUUCCGUUAUUUAUUUAUUUUUUUCCCUCUUGGUUUACCGGUAUAUACAUACAUAUAUGUAAAAGUAUAUGUUUAAUACGUUUUUAUAUAGGAAGCUUACUUGUUUCACGUGAACUUCGCAAAGGUCUGUCUCGUUUAAAUAAAGGCAAUACUACUUAAAUAAUACAAAUGUCCACCUUUCUUUAGUCUAUUAAGCAAAUAUAUAUGUAUGUAUUUAUUUCAUUUUGACAAAACUAUUUCUGCCUUAACAUCAUGAAUCUGAAAAUCAAACAAUAAAAUUUCACACCAAUCUUAAUGCUAAUUGCAACCUUUUAAGUGCGAGUGAUGGUAUAAACAAAUAUUUAAAACAAAAAAACAAAAACAACAAACAUAAUUAAUUAAUUAAUUAAAUAAAAAUGAAAGUAAUCUACGUAUAAAAUUAAACUUAAAACUGAAUUAUGCACAUUGUAAAAGUACACAUGAUAAUCUUUUUCUAAUGUACGUGGAAAAAGCACUUUAACUAUUAAUUAUUAAACAAAAAGCAAACAGAAAACUUAACAGAAAAUAAAAUAAUUUAAUUGAAAAGUUAGCAUUUAAGUACAUAAAUUCAAAAAGUCAUUGGAGCAGAUGGUUGUAAUGCAACGUAUUGGCACCAUAUACGCAAGGGCAAAGUAUUGGAAGCUGCUUUUGUUAUUAUAAUUAUAAUUUUUUUAUUGUUUUGCCGUGCAUAUGUACUAUACGUUGGUGAGCGUAAAACAAUGAUGUCUCUCAUGGUAGAACAUUGACUCAACACCCUCUAUAAAUAACUUUUGAACUUAUUUUAAAUUAAGCAUAAUUUAGUUCCAGCGCUCUCUUUAAUACUCUCCACCCACGUACCUUAUACAACGCACUCUCUUCUUUCUGUCCAUUCUCUUUUUACUAGUUUUCUCUUACUACCUCUCUUUCAUACUCCUUCUAUUUAAACAACUUUAACUAUCCCUCCCUAGCACUUGCCAAAAUCAAGAAAAAUUAUAAAUUUUGAAAUUUUUGCACUUUGCAAUUUUACAAGUUAACUAAAACUUUAAUAAAAACAAUUGUAAUCAUAAGUAUAUAUGUAUGACAACAGUAUAUAGAGUGCAGCAAAAUUGAGUUGGACAUAGGAAAGUCAUGACUUUGUAUUGUCUUAACAGAAAAUUUAAUAAAAUAUACGGAUAUGCUAUAUACAGAUUAUGGAAAA